Paramuricea clavata is the source of this 2981-nucleotide messenger RNA. NCBI's taxonomy places the organism in Eukaryota, Metazoa, Cnidaria, Anthozoa, Malacalcyonacea, Plexauridae. The record is from the annotation of a GenBank genome assembly.
UAUUUUAUGAAAUAAAGUUUAUAUUAUACGGUAAUCAAGCCCAUUACAGAUGGUGGAGGAUGCAAACCAACUUUUGAGACAAAAAUGGCAACGAUCGAAGAACUAACAGGGCUAAUAGCAGGUCUUUCAAGUGUUGUAAAAGGGCUCACAACAAAUGUCGCAGAAAUAUCAACGCAAGUGGGUCAACUUACAAACGCAGGAAUUUCAGGAAAUGACAUUCAAGCUGCACCGAAUCUCAAGUUACCGACGUUACAACUACCAAAGUUCAGGCGAGACAAGUUAGUUCAGGAUGAUGUCAACGAUUUUUUCGAAAGAUUUGACGAGCAAACAAAUCAUUUACCGCAUAACUAGCCUUGCGAUUAACAUUUCUCGAACAGCAAUGCGUAGGCGAAUGGAUGCGUUCAGUUCUGUCUAUUUGUCGUUGUAGCGAGGGAUUUUCUGAAAAAUCAGCCGCUGAGCAAUAUGGUCUCUGUACAAGACGGUUACGAGAGGAAUUUGAGGAACCAGAACAGGACAACUGUCGUCGACUAGCAAGCGAACUUAGUGUUAUGAAACAAGAACCAACGGAAACAAUCGAACAGUUUGCCUUUCGUUUUAAAAAUGUUCUUCAUCAACUCGACAAACUCGGUGAAUCAUUAACUAAACAUUGUCCAACUUACAGUAUUGCUCAGUUCAUAUCUCGUGUACAUCCCCAAAUUUCCCAACACCUUAUUGUCAAAGCCGAAGAAUUCAAACAGUUAGACAAAACUAUCGAGGCUGCCCGUCGUAUCGAACAGUCUUUGAAGAUGCAUGAAGUAAAAGAGUCUGAUACAGACAUCAAUUUAUCAAGUUCACUGAGUGAUUGGAAACCCCUUCGGGCACUUUCUACCCAGCCCACUAAGGGGGGAAUUCGGAAUGUUCCAGAAAAAACCCUGUUAAAGCAUGCUAUCAGUGUGGUGACCCUUCCCAUCUUCAACGAAGUUGUCCCUUGAAUAAACCUGUCCAGCAACGCCCACAACUUCCCCCUCCAAAACUGGAAAUCUGUAGGAACUAUAACCGUUUUCUUACAUCUCAUUGCGAACAGUCAAACAAUAAAUGUUCAGCUGGUCGACUGCACAAAUGUCUCGAAUGCAACAAGUGGGGGUGCAAAGCACUUCGCCAUCAGCCUAACCUGCGGUUUAACCCACCUAACUCAGUACAUCCCUCCUCAAAUUUUUGUGACUCCCAUGAUCCUGUUUAUCCUGCACAGCCACAUGCCACUGCAGGCGCUACUAAACCUUGCAACACCCAACCCAAUAGCUCAUCCAGGUCUGAUCCACAAAUAUUUGGCUUAUCAGCAGUUACCAAUCCACAGGGUGUGUUGCAAAGUCGACAUAUUCUGUGUGCCCCAGUCUCUUCUGCGGGAGUUAAAUUACCAUUACCAAUUGACAGCUGUUGUUCAGUGUCCCUGGUUAGUCAAGCACAUGCCAGAUCCAAAUUAUCUACCAUUGCCACCAUGCAAAUACCUAUCGUAUGGGAUGGGGGGAAAGAAUCCAUUUUUACAAUGCAUGUAGUCCCACAACUAUCUUGGCCUAUCCUAUUUGGGGAAAGCCACCUUCAUUCCACUAAAGCUCUAGUUGAUCAUGCAGUCCCCAGCAUCGAAUUCCGACAACCCAGCAUGCAAUUCAUGAUCAAAUGUUCCCUGGAAAACCCCCAACAAGCAUUUCAGAAUUCAACUCCACGACCACAUGCAGGAGUUACAUGCCUUUUAACUGGAGGCCCCUCUGUAGGUACUCACAAAUCCAAUCACUUAAUGCUUCACAGAGGUAUGAAUUUUGUUCCUGUGUAUUUUACACUCUCCACUGCACUUAGUGUCCUUUCUCCAGAUUUGUGGCUUGAAGGAAAAACAGUUCAGCCUGGUUUAACAGUUCUGGGUGGCCCAUUUAAUUGUCAAAAACAAAUGCAACAACCCAGUACUUCUAGUCAAACCACUUGUUAUGCUUCUAUGACUGACAUUGAUAUGACCAGUCCUGUUCCAAUAGAUGAUAUCACAGCCUACAUUAAUUCGGGAACAAAAGAACUUGAUCCCAUUCCCCAAACUGGUUACUCAACAAUGUUAUCAAUUGAUUGUCGGCACAAAAUGAUGAUCAUUAAUGACAUUGUUAUCUUGGCCCAGCUUCGGCCUUCAACUGCCGCCGACAAGGCAAGUUUUACAGAUGCUGCCUCAACCACUGCAUGUCAGUUGUCCGAUGCAUGGUUAACUUGGGCACAAAUGAACUCAGAUCAACCCCAACCUUCACACAGUUUAAUUCAGCAAGGCUCAUAUCCCAGACAAACAUGGAAACUUUCAGAACAAAAUGCAGAACUCCAAAAUGUAGGCCUAGAUUCAUCUCCACUGCAGUCAUUUACAGAAGAUAGCACUGAAUUUAACACAAAGCACCAUUAUCCAUUUCCUGAAGAUAAUAUCACACCAGUAUCACCUCAGGAACUGUUUCACCUUCUAGAUCUUGAUACUGACAAAUACUCUCAUGUUAGCCCAGAAAUUUUAGAUGCCUUCAAAGACGUUGUCACUAAGUACCAGUCGGCAUUUCUUAUACCAGGACAACUGCUCAAUGAAAUUAAAGGUUUCAAACACAAUAUCAAUACUGGUGAUGACUUACCUGUAUAUAAACAUCCCUGAUGAACAUGAAGAUAUUCGUGAGCCUGAGGAACAAAAUGGUCAAUCAAGUAGCAUUUCCGAAGACGAUAUUCUACAACCACGACAGACGCAUCUCAACCCUGACAUCGUUAAAGUCGCACAUGCUAUUGCCAAUUAUCUAAAGGACCAACCAAACCAUAAAGCUUAUUCUUCCGAAGCCUGUAAAGCUAUUUACAAACAACUACCGGAAGCAAGAGAAAUCAUCGCAAGACUCGGUCAACUUCGUGGUAUUGUUACAAAAUGUCCGUAUCUCUCUCUAGAAGGGGGAGCAACUGGCGGAACGUACUGCAUAAAACUUGAUAUGAACAUUUUUUCACAAGUUUAA